UUUUGGGAGCUGAUUUCGGACGAACAUGGAGUGGGUCCGGAUGGAAGGUUCCACGGAGAAUCAGACCUCCAGCUGGAAAGAAUGAAUGUCUACUUCACCGAAGCAAUGGGUACGGCUGGUGGGCGCUAUGUUCCCCGCUGUGUUCUGGUUGAUUUGGACCCGAACAUAUUGAAUUCAGUGCGCGGUAGUCCGUUUGGACGGCUCUUUCGUCCGGAAAACUACAUAACAGGACGCGGUGGCACCAGUAACAACUGGGCGAAGGGUCGUUACACCGAUGGCUUAGAGGUGAUGGAUGCAGUUCUAGACAUCACCCGAAAGGAGGCCGAGGGCUGUGACCAGCUCCAGGGCUUCCAAAUCAUCCACUCCAUCGGUGGAGGCUGUGGCUCCGGCAUGGGAACGGCAAUAAUCGAUCAGCUGCGUGACGACUGGAACGACCGAAUUUUCAACAACUUCACCGUUCUACCUUCACCGAAGGUAAUCGAUUUUGCUAGUUCAACCAACUGCCCUGCCACAGUUGAGCAGACGGACAAAUUCUGCAAAUGCUUAGGAGUUCGCAUAAAGCUAGCUGAUAUUCUUUGUAUCAAAAGGUUCUUACCAGUUGGUCUAUCAAGUGCAAUCUAUUCACAGGUCUCGGAUGUGGUAGUGGAACCCUACAACAGCAUCUUCUCCCUCGACUACCUCAUCGAAACAAGCGACCUGACCGUCAUCCUCGACAACGAGGCCCUCUACAACAUUUGCAGCAACGUUCUCAAGCUUUCCUGCACAUUUGGAGACCUCAACCACAUCAUAUCUACCGGCAUCGGGGGCGCUACCACGUGCUUUCGUUUUCCCGGUCAAUUGAACUCUGAUUUGCGUAAACUGUCAGUUAACUUGGUGCCGUUUCCACGGAUACACUUCGUCGCGCCGUCGUUUGUGCCCCUCAGCAGCCGGGACAACCAGCCGUACAAAGCGAUAACUGUACCGAACCUGGUUCAACAAAUGUUCGACGCCAAGGUCCUCAUGGCGGCGUGCAACCCCCUCGCGGGUCGAUACCUCACUUGUUCUGCCAUCUUUCGAGGACGUCUCAGCGUCGCCGAGGUGGAGGAGAUGAUGCUGAACACGCAGGACAAGAAUUCAAACUACUUCGUCGAGUGGAUCCCGAACAACUGCCAGACAGCCGUCUGCGACAUCCCGCCGCGAGGAAUGAAGAUGUGCUCCACGUUCAUGGGCAACAACACGGCCAUACAGGCGGUGUUCAGUCGAAUUCAAAAAGCCUUUUCAGCCAUGUUCAAACGAAAGGCCUACAUCCACUGGUACACCGGGGAAGGCAUGGAUGAGUCCGAGUUCACGUCCACGGAGGGCAACGUCCUGGAUCUGAUCAGCGAAUACCAACAGUACCAGGAGGCGCCAGCUUAG
This is a messenger RNA of Mesocestoides corti, 1395 nucleotides long. The record is from the annotation of a GenBank genome assembly. Lineage: Eukaryota; Metazoa; Platyhelminthes; Cestoda; Cyclophyllidea; Mesocestoididae.